Pyricularia grisea is the source of this 1365-nucleotide messenger RNA. RefSeq lists its product as uncharacterized. Gene Ontology annotation, biological process: protein stabilization. The transcript has a single exon. Gene Ontology annotation, molecular function: protein-folding chaperone binding. The coding region runs from base 1 to 1365 and encodes 454 amino acids. NCBI's taxonomy places the organism in Eukaryota, Fungi, Ascomycota, Sordariomycetes, Magnaporthales, Pyriculariaceae. The record is from RefSeq and is a predicted model, not a curated record.
AUGGAGUUCGUCAACGCCAACAAGGGCAUAGCCCUCUGCAAGGAGGGCAACUAUGCGGACGCGAUCCCACAUUUGACAAAGGCCAUUGCCGUCACCAUGUCUCCGAUCUGGCUUCUCGCCCGCGCCGAGGCAUACACUAAAACAUCACAGUUUGAGCGCGCCCUCGUUGACGCCGAGCAUGCGUACAACAUUGCCGCUGGGCGGCAGCAUUCGCAGAGGCUCGAGCAGAUGCUCGAGGCACAGUAUCGGCGCGGCGUGGCUCUCUUCCGGCUGGGGAGAUACGCCGACGCCGACGCCUGUCUGUUGUGGGCAGUCAGGCUGGGCAGUGGAGCUUCGGCCCGCGAGGAGGAUCCAGCGUUGGCCAAGGUUGAUGGCGACGGCUUCUACAAUUGCACGUUGGAGCAGGCCGAGAAGGAAAAGCCUGUUUCCCCGGGAAAGGGCAAUGUGAACCAGGAUGAUCUGACCAAGAGCAGAAAAUGGGUCAGGGCACAUUCUAUGCGGCAGAUGUGUUUAUCUAGCAUGGCGAAGUUGCCAUCCGAUGCGAUCGAAAGGAAGUUGACUGUUACCAGGACGCCAAACCCGCCGGCAUUGGUGGACGGGGAGCACCGUCUGGAUGGAAGCAAGAACGCUUCUGAAAAGGGACCAGGUGGAAGCCAGGGGCCCGCAGCGGCAGAGACUGGCGCCACGGCCGCAAAACCUCAGCAGCUUCGGGUUGACUUUUUCCAAAGCUCUGCCAACGUCACCCUAAGCAUCUUUUGCAAAGGAGUCGACAAGAAAUCGUUCCGCGCCGAAGCCGACUCAAGGACCAUUGUGCUACAUAAUAUGCCCAAAGAAGGUGAUCCGCCGGUGAAGCUCACCUUGGCUUAUGAAAUUGAGCCUGGCACCAUCAAGCAGUUCGUCGGGUCUGUCAAGGUUGAGUUAACGCUAGUCAAGGCACAGCCGGGAGAGAAAUGGAAAACGUGGGGUACCAUGACCGACUCGGCCGACCUUACAUCAACAUCCCAACCGAAGGACUCGGUGCGGUCUGAACCCGACGUGGAAGAUGAGCCGCCAAAGCCCGAGCCGAUACCGGAUUGGGUCCUCCAGAACAAGCCGCCGCCCUACCCAACUAGUUCCAAGAGCGGGCCCAAGAACUGGGAGAAGCUCGACGAUGACCAUGAGGAGCCUCAGGAUGUGAACCAUUUCUUCGAGGAGCUGUACAAGGGCGCGACACCCGAGGCUAAGCGUGCCAUGAUGAAGAGCUUCACUGAAAGCAAUGGAACGGAGCUGAGCAUGGACUGGUCGGAUGUUGCCAAUCGUCAGGUUGAGGUUCAUCCACCCGAGGGUGUUGACGUGAAGAAUUGGGAUGGGACUAAGCGGAAGUAA